AUGGUCACACAAAAUGGAAAUGCCAGAUACCAUCCUCCCGAUAGUCGAAACGAUGUCAAGGGGCCUCAACAACGCCAUGGCGCGUUUCCGCAUCCAUUAACAAAAGUUACCACUUCCGGUCUUCCCCAAAAUGGCCCUCCCGUCAGCCCUGUCAGUCCCUACCGCGCAUAUCAACCCGGCAGAUCUCCGACCUACCAACCUACCAUUCCCGAAGCCUCCUCGAGUCACCUCAAUAUGGCCAAUGCCCCUCCAACUCAUCAAUCGCCUACGAGCCAUACUAGUCCCACUUACCGAUCCCCGACGUAUCAGGCGGCCACUGAUCAUGAUAGUCAAUCGUCAUGGCUCUCUAGGAACGAGAUGGAAAGGAGGCGACCAGCACUACAUAAUGGGAACCCUCGAAUUGGUCUAAAAUCUACCGCGUCAACUUCGAGUAUUCGCCCAAUGCAACAUUCGCAGUUCCGCCUUGAUCAGCUGCCGUUUACUUCAGGCCCUGCUCAGCUACGUUUCCCACCUCACUAUCAUCCGCCAGACGUUCGCAUUGACAGUGAAAUACGAUCCAGUUCGCAAUCUGCUUUGACAGCAUCGAGCGCAGAACCAACUAGUGGUACAGAAAGAAGCAGCAUUGUUACAAAAAACAGUUCUGUCACUGAUUUAUCGCCAGAAGAACCUGAUAUAGACGGAGGAUGGAGUGUUGAGGACGCUAUAUCACUGUAUCUAAAUGGCUUUACUGAUGAUCCCCCUGACCCUGCGACUGGUUCUCCGACAUAUGUUGGAGAAAUACCUGAGUCCCUGGUGAACGAAGCACCUGCGACCGGAACACCGAUGAAUGAGGUACCAAUGAUUGAAAGCCAAGUCGCUGAACGUCAAAGGUCUAUGGAACUCCAGGAGGCUAUAAACAGUGACAUGGCUCAUCCCGAAGCUCCUAUAGCAGUUGAAAUAAAACCUAUACACGCCUCUUUCCAGCGUCAACCCAUGAGGUUGGUAAUACCUCCUGCACUUCCGGGUAUAGUUCCACCCCCACGAUCUCCUGCAACUAGCCUACGUGAUCAAUAUGGCUUUCAAAGAUCGUCAAGCCAUAUCUCACCCAGUGGUUACGAUACUUGGUUUCGCUCCUAUUCUGCUUAUCAAGAGACCCGGAAACAGAAGUGGGAGGGGCUAUUAAAGGAAUAUGGCUUGCCAUGUGAUAACCCUCCUACUUUUCCACCAAAGUCUGCCAAGGUCAAACGCUAUAUCCGGAGAGGUAUACCCCCUGAAUACCGCGGGGCAGCUUGGUUUUACUAUGCAGGGGGUUACGACCGCUACCACAGAUUCCGUGGUCGUUAUCACCAGCUAGUCGAACAGACCAUGAAUGGACCAUCAAAUGACGACAAGGAGCAUAUUGAACGAGAUCUUCACAGAACAUUUCCGGAUAACAUCCACUUCAAGCCAGACCCUAUACCCCAGCCAGGAGUCCAUUCCUCUCCGGAUAGCGGCAGCAGUAAUCCAAAAUAUCUCUCUAAAACCCCAGAAGCCGAAAUCAUUCAAUCAUUGCGCCGUGUAUUGUAUGCAUUUGCGGCGCAUAAUCCAAAGAUCGGCUAUACGCAGUCUCUCAAUUUUAUUGCGGGGAUGCUUCUUCUGUUUCUUCCAGAAGAGAAAGCGUUUUGGAUGCUUGACAUUAUCACAUCAUCCUACCUGCCUGGAACCCAUGAGAUCAGCCUUGAAGGCGCAAAUAUUGAUCUCUGGAUUCUCAUGGUGGCUUUGAAAGAUUCAAUGCCUGCAAUAUACACUAAGGUUGCUAGCACAACGCCGACCACUCCCAAGUCUAAACCUCCACCAAUCAAUACCAAAACACGACUGCCCGACAUUACUCUUGGCCUAACGAGCUGGUUGAUGUCUCUGUACAUCGGCAGUCUACCACUUGAAACCACGCUGCGCGUAUGGGAUGUUUUCUUCUAUGAAGGGUCUAGAACCUUUUUCAGAGUCGCUUUGGCAAUUUUCAAGAGCAGCGAAAAGGAAAUACUCAGUCUCAGUGACCCGAUGGAGAUUUUCCAGGUGGUGCAAUCUGCACCAAAAAAACUUAUAGAUGCGAGUGCUCUGGUAGACGAGUGUUUCACACGGCGAUUCAGGCUGACCCAAGCCCGCGUCGAGGAGCUUCGUGCCGCCCGUAGAACCGCAAUCAGGGAAGAAAAGGACCGACUUUCAAUGCUGGCUAGUAGGGGGAACGCCCAAUCUGGAUCCAAUGGAUUGUCCACUGCUCGGGCGACAACCCCAUUACCUACAUCUUGGAGAAACCUGAAACACACGUUUAAAUGA
Histoplasma capsulatum G186AR is the source of this 2292-nucleotide messenger RNA. Its product is annotated as GTPase activating protein gyp3. The transcript has a single exon. Lineage: Eukaryota; Fungi; Ascomycota; Eurotiomycetes; Onygenales; Ajellomycetaceae. The record is from RefSeq and is a predicted model, not a curated record. Bases 1 to 2292 code for a protein of 763 amino acids.